AAUAAGCAUAUAUACGAUGAUAAAGAUACAGGUCUAGAAGAAUUGUAUUCUGUAUGCUCACGGUUUGUAUUUGAAACAUAUGUUAAACAACAAAGAGAUCUUGUUAGGUCUGGAGAGUAUGGUAUUUUGAAGUGUGAUAAUAAUAUAUAUGAAGUAGUAAAAAUUGAUGAUAAAACAUAUAAGACAUAUAUAGUACAUAUAGCAACACCAAGUACUUGUACCUAUUUACCAAUAUUGGCAUAUGCAACAUAUUCCAGAACUGGUCAAAUUCCCCAACUUGCUAUACAGAUUUUCAAAAAUCUGCCAGAAUACCAUCACGAUAAUUUACUAAAUCUUAUUCAAAACACUUCAAAACAAAUUCUUGAGAAUGGAAAAGUCAAGCGCAAACGAGGUUAUCCUUCUAGUAAUAGACAUAUCCGUGGAGCAGAUGAAACUGUGACUAAAAAAGCCAAAAACCUAGGUACUAAUAGUACUGCAGUGGCAUAUUUUAAUGGUGUAAAACUUGAUCCAUAUAUUUCUCAAAAUGCGGUACUUCAGACACAACCAUAUAGUAUUGGUCAAACUCAAACAAAAUAG
This is a messenger RNA of Dentiscutata erythropus, 576 nucleotides long. Lineage: Eukaryota; Fungi; Glomeromycota; Glomeromycetes; Diversisporales; Gigasporaceae. The record is from the annotation of a GenBank genome assembly.